UUUCAGCACCGCAUAUUCAGACGUUUGCUAAUCCUCAGAUCGCUGCAGGAUCGCCGUGCAUGAUGGAGAGGAGUCGUCGUUCACUUUAUUCAGCCCCGUUGCAGCGCCACACUAAAUGUGGGUUAUCCCACAGUUCCGAGGCCCGAGCAUGCCUGGAGCAGCUGGAGCUCAAGGACGCUGAAGACCCAAGAGAAUAUUGUUAUGGUGGUUAUCACCCUGUGCAGAUAGGUGACACAUUUAACAGAAGGUACAAGGUGCUCUCCAAGCUCGGCUGGGGUUAUUUCUCCACAGUGUGGCUCUGUAUGGACCUCAGUUUGGGUCGGCGUGUUGCAGUGAAGGUUCUGAAGAGUGGAGCCAGUUUCACUCAGGCAGGACAGGAUGAACUUACUCUCCUAAGAUGUGCCGGUGGUUCUUCCAGCAGACAUCCACACAGUGAGAAGAUUGUUCAGCUUCAGGAUGAAUUCAAGCUGGCUGGAGUCAAUGGCGUUCACAUAUGUCUUGUGUUGGAGCUACUGGGACCAGACUUGAGAAGUUUGCAGAUGCACUUUGGGAAUCGACGACUGUUUCAGCCUUGCGUCAAACAAAUACUCACUCAGGUGCUGCAAGGUUUGGAUUACCUUCACAAUCAGUGUAAAAUCAUCCACACGGACAUUAAGCCAGAGAACAUCCUGCUGUGUUUGAACGAACAGUCUCACAGUGGACCAAUGGGUAGCAGCAGUAUGUUCGGUGUACCAACUGAGGAUGAGGAUGAGUCUACAGAAAAAGAAGAGGCCACACCCUAUAUGUUAAAUGAAGCUACAGUGAAGAUUGCUGACCUGGGGAGUUCUUGUUGGGUGUACAAACAUUUCUGUGGGGCGAUCCAAACUCGUCAGUACCGUUCACUGGAGGUCUUACUGGGGUCCGAGUACGGACCGCCAGCGGACAUCUGGAGCGCCGCCUGCAUGGCCUUUGAGUUGCUUACUGGAGACUCACUGUUCGAACCCAAAGCAGGCGCCUCCUUCUCCCUGGAGGAAGAUCAUAUAGCCCAGAUCAUGGAGCUGCUUGGUAAAAUACCACCAACUGUAGUUUUUUCUGGGAAAUACUCUUCACAGUACUUCAGCCGCAGAGGUGACCUUCGGCGUGUCGGACCGCUACGGAUCUGGAACCUCUACGACGUUCUGGUGGAGAAAUACCACUUCCCCUUGGAUGAAGCCUCCACGUUCUCUGACUUCUUACUGCACAUGUUGGAUUAUUAUCCAGAGAGGAGGGCCACUGCUGCACAGUGUCUCAUCCACCCUUGGCUAACCUCCUGA
Dunckerocampus dactyliophorus (ringed pipefish) is the source of this 1292-nucleotide messenger RNA. Its product is annotated as SRSF protein kinase 3. Gene Ontology annotation, molecular function: protein kinase activity; ATP binding. NCBI's taxonomy places the organism in Eukaryota, Metazoa, Chordata, Actinopteri, Syngnathiformes, Syngnathidae. The transcript is spliced from 12 exons. The coding region runs from base 60 to 1292 and encodes 410 amino acids. Gene Ontology annotation, biological process: regulation of mRNA processing; spliceosomal complex assembly; protein phosphorylation. The record is from RefSeq and is a predicted model, not a curated record.